UUGCCUCUUGCGUGAGCAGUGCUACAGAGAGCUGCUCUCGAACACGGAGGACAAUCCUAAUGGUGUCAGUGGAGAGGUUUUUGGCCUUCCAGUUGUCUGUGUGUCCUGUAGCAGACGAGUCACCUAUCUGUCAUGUGACUAGGGCGGCAGACUGCAUUUCCAGUUUCGUUGAAGCCUACGAACAGGCAUUGGAGCAAUCACUGAGCAACUGGAGCAGCAUUUGCAUGGAGACUGAGAGAGCCAUACAUUGUGUGGAAAAGAACAUGGAUGACUGUCCAGGGUUUGUGGCUGACCGACUUAGGACAAACCUACGUGAUGCUCUCAGCAAAAUCGCUCUCGUCUGUGACAGCAGUGAAAUUGGUGACCAUGAAGAUGAGUUUAAGACAAUUGAUAAGUGCUAUGAGGAAUUUGUUCACGUUAUAAUGCAAGUGUUUGGUGGUGAUCGAAAGGUGAAUGGAAAAACGUGUGAAAGAAAGGAUAAAACUGAGUCAAAGGAUAAAACUGAGCCAAAGGAUAAAACUGAGUCUAAGGACAAAACUCAUUCAAAGGAUAAAAUUGAGUCAAAGGAUAAAACUGAGCCAAAGGAUAAAACUGAGUCUAAGGACAAAACUCAUUCAAAGGAUAAAACUGAGCCAAAGGAUAAAACUCAUUCAAAGGAUAAAACUGAGUCUAAGGAUAAAACACAUUCAAAGGAUAAAACUGAGCCAAAGGAUAAAAACUCAUUCCAAGGAUAAAACAAAAAGCAAGGAUAAAAGCCUGGGCAAAGGAAAAACGGAAGAAAAAGAAAAAUCGAAAAAACAAAACUAAAAGAUCAGCCAGUGAGGACAAUUGGGAAGAAGAUUAUUCCAGGGAAAAUCCCUAUGAUAGCCAUGAGCACAUGGCCCUGGACAAAAGCAAGGAGAAGGGCAAUUCAAAGGGGGAUAAAUCUAGCGAGCAUUGUGAAGAUCCCAAGUUCCAGAAAGUAGACUGCUCUGAUGUUGAUGAUGCUCUGGGUUGUCUGGAGAGCAAGCUUGGUUCUCUCCCUGAAGCUCUGCAGGAACCGAUAUCAGAGGCUGCUGAAAUGCUGGCCACAUUCUCCAAAGGCCACUGUGAAGCUACCUCUGACCCUGAGCCCGCGGGUUGUGUCUUACAGAGAGUAACUAGGUGUGUCACUAAUUACAUCCACAAACUGCUCACCAUGGACCUUGAACAACGCACUUUCUGCAGCGAAUGUGACGAUGUACGGAAAUGUAUGAGCGAGGCGUCGGAGUACUGUUCUGAUGAGGUGAGGCAGGUGUACAGCACUGUGGUGGACAGACUGGAUGCGAUUCAUGACAUGUACUGUGGUGAGGUUGAGGCUUGUCAGCCCCAGACGGCCCUCAGGUGUGUCUUGACUCUGUCAUCACUCACCUGGUCUCUCCACCACAAUCAGGAGGCUGUCUGCAGUCAAGCUAACAUCACCGUGGAAUGUGUGCAGCGAUUUACAGCAAGUUGCUCUGACAGACAGAGGGAGGAGCUUGAUGACAUCUGGCUGUCACUCGACACAUCUUUGGCAGUCAUUGGCAGCUAUUGCCCAACCCUCCGUCGGCCUUACAACUGGGAUAAGUCUUGUAGUGGAGGCAUGUCCAUGGAUGAUGGCCGCUCGGCAACAUGUGACAGUGUUGGGGUGUCUCAGUGUGUAGCAGACAUGGGCAACAUCUUUGAGCAACGCUCUUUAGGCAAAAAAGUUCUUUGCAAUCAUGUGAUCCAAAUGAUGCGUUGUGUGAAGGGGAACAGUACGGGCUGUAGUUACGACGAGGAAAUGAGAUCUGCAGAAAUCUUGUCUGCUGAGCUGGAGAAGGUCAGGGAAGACUGUGGGGAUGUGCUGGGUGAAGAGUCCAGAGAAGAGGAGAGAUGUGCAGCAAUUCCACGACCCUGUCACAUGGAGCGUGCACUGGCGUGUGUGUCAAACUUCACCACAAUUGCGGGACCAGGAGCAGACUGGAGUGAGCACUGCCUGAGAGCAGAAAGCAUGCUGACCUGCUUCCGCAUGGAAAUGUCCGGCUGCUUGUCGUCUCAGAUGUUACUGGGACGCCACUUUCUACAAGAGGCGCUUGACUUGAUUGGCUCAAACUGUGACAGUGUUGAUCUUACCGAGUUCAUGGUAACCAAUCACAUAGCCCGACCGGACUCCACCUAUCUGCUUCUCCAUCGUUUUUCUAAGGCCGUCUCAGUUUUCCUCCGAGACGUUCGUUUGGAGACAGACGAGACAAGUUAUCUUUUCCUGCUGAACAAGCUGAAAGAGGUAGAAGCUGAGGCUCUAGAUGACCCUCCGUCCACUUUGGUGAAGGUUUUACUGAACAAACUCAGCAUGCUGAUGCGACCAUUGAACAUGGCCAUAACAAAACAUCUGGAGGAGAGCCGACAAGGGAGUUGCCCUGUCCUGGAUGAUGAUGUGGUGGGUGUCUGCGCAGAGCUGUGCACUACAGAUGCUGACUGCGAGGGACAUCAGUUGUGUUGCAGCAACAACUGCGGCCACUCCUGUCAAUACCCAUCAAAGCCUGUAUUUGGUGCCUGUCCCCACCCUGCUAUGCCAUCCAUGGUCCAGAAAGAGUGUGACAGAAACUGUACGUCGAAUGAAGACUGCUCGGAUGAAGAGCUCUGUUGUACCUCAGAGUGUGGACAGACCUGCCAGCAAGCUGUGGUAUCAGAGUUGAGAAAUGAAUCACUGCCAGAUUCUUGUGAUGUUGAAAGUGCUACAGAAUGUGUUCAGACAUUCCUGACAUCUAUUGUAAACAGCUUCUUCAUCCCACUGUCAUCGUUUGAUGAUUUGGUCUGCAGAGGAUUGACCACAUUGGAGGAAUGUACAAUGAAGAGCAUUCCAAGUUGUCCUAGUCGAAUCAGACGUCGGUUUAUCACUAUCACAGAUUGGGUUGCCAUGGCAACCAACACACUUUGUGUCUUCGGAACUGUUCCAAAGCCAGUCAUAGAAUCAUCAGUCUGCAUGCCGCAUGUCGCACAUCGCUGUAUUGAAAGUUUGAGGUCCAAACAUUUCCAUGCUAAAACGACAGAGGACCAGACUGCUGUUUGCGAACUGGUAGACUACAUCCUGGAGUGUGUUCAGAAAACUGGGAUGACUUGCACUGGGUCGGACCUCAGUGAUAUCCAGACAGCCUUGACCUUCACCCUCCGUCUCAUAGGCGACAACUGCGAAUACAAUCUGGCUGAUUUUUCCCUUGGCUCAUUCUUUGACCUUGCGUCAAACGUUUGCUCGGUGCGGGGUUUUUGGUCUUGUGAUUUUACGGCAACAAAUUUCUGCGGCAACAUUCAGCAGAAAUUUGGCUGCUAUUCUCAGAAUCUGGUGGGCUGUCCUCUGUGGCAGUCUGCAGGCUUCACACUUGACCUUCUCUCUGAAGGAGCAUUCCUGGAUGAGUGUGGUGUACAGUUAUCUUUGCCCUCUUUCCCCGAUGACCCCACAGGCCCGGCAUUCAAAUGCCUGAGGACAUUUUCUGAUAGCUUCACGGAGUCUAUUCAUCGUCCGGCACACGGCGUGAUUGACAUCUGUCGUCACAUUGAUGCGUUGACCUUGUGCACGUCUGAAGCUGUCAGAGCAGAUGGUUUCCCGCAUGAGGUCGGAAAAGCGCUCACGCACACAGUGAAAAUGCUCGUGGUGGCCUCUAGUGCUAGGUGUGAACAAGAAAAAAUGCAGAUCCCACUGGUGUGUCACAGUUGCCAUGGCGACGCUGAUCAGUCAUGUGAAGACACAGAAGUUUGUUCUAGUGACCAACGGUCCUGUAUCACUAUCAGAGACGAGGCUGCGGGCUCUGUCACACGGGGAUGUUUGGAAACGGAGGCCUGUCGUAACCGUUGUCAGGGACGACACGGCGUGGAUCGUCAGUGCUGGGAGUGCUGUGACACCCCGGGCUGUAAUAACCCUAACAAUGACACUAUGCCCGACACCGAUCGUCUUCCAGAGUCGUUUCUGCCAAAGUUGAUUUUACCUGAAGAAACCAGCUCUUGUCCUGUGUCCGUCUUUGCCAAGUGUGUGACGAGGUUUGUCACAUUGAUGUUGACAUCUGGGGUUUACUCACAGAGAGACAGGGGGAUCCAGUGUGGCAAACUAACAGAGGAGGCACUUCGUUCUUGUUCAGACUCCCUUAGUGAUUGCCCAGACGUUCUGAACAACCAAGUGCAGAUAACUCUGAGCUGGCUGUUACAAAUCCGCAGCAAACUGUGCUCUAGUCAUCCUGCUGAGUUCGAAUGUGAUGUGGAGGCAGCAUUUUCAUGUGUUCAGUCUCAUGCGUAUUCUGCUGUAGAGCAUUUGUUGGGCGAAGAGGAUGUUUGUCUACUGACAGAGACAUCCCUUGCUGACACGAUCCACUGUAUCAAAGAGAAGACAGCGAAAUGCUCUGGGUUUGUUAUGGCAGGAAAGUCUUUAGAGUCUGUCCUACAGGAAGUGCUUCUGUACACAAGUCAAGGCUGCUCGGUCCAUGUUCCUAAACCUGCCACGUGUGAAGAGGCAAAGGAACCAGGGGAUGAAAAGGGAGAAAACUCCAUGAGAGUGGUGGUAAGACAAAGGAGAGUGGUGGAAAGACAAAGGAGAGUAGUGGAAAGACAAAGGAGAGUGGAGAGUAGUGGAAAGACAAAGGAGAGUGGUGGAAAGACAAAGGAGAGUAGUGGUAAGACAAAGGAGAGUGGUGGAAAGACAAAGGAGAGUGGUGGUAAGACAAAGGAGAGUGGUGGAAAGACAAAAGAGAGUGGUGGAAAGACAAAGGAGAGUGGUGGAAAGACAAAGGAGAGUGGUGGUAAGACAAAGGAGAGUGGUGGAAAAACAAAGGAAGGAGGCAAGACAAAGGAGAGUGGUGGCAAAGCAAAGGAAGGAGGUAAGACAAAGGAGAGUGGUGGAAAAACAAAGGAGAGUGGUGGAAAAACAAAGGAAGGAGGUAAGACAAAGGAGAGUGGUGGAAAAACAAAGGAGAGUGGUGGAAACACAAAGGAAGGAGGUAAGACAAAGGAGAGUGGUGGAAAGACAAAAGAAGGUGGUAAAACAAAGGAGAGUGGUGGAAAGACAAAAGAGAGUGGUGGAAAGACAAAGGAGAGUAGUGGAAAGACAAAAGAGAGUGGUGGAAAAACAAAGGAGAGUGGUGGAAAAACAAAGGAAGGAGGUAAGACAAAGGAGAGCCACGGUGGUAAAUCGGGUGGAGGGAGCUCAGCGUGGACCCCAAAGGCCAGGUGUGGGUCCAGGAAGCCUGGAUAUGGGGAGAUUCCAGUGUUUGAUAAGUACAAGAAGCAUGUGAACUGCGAUCUGGAUACAGCUGCUGUAUGCCAUGAGAACCUGAAAUGGAUGGUUGGACAAGCAUGUCUGGGGACAAGGACUGGGAAAUGUAUGAUUCCGAAAUCGGUAACAUGUGUGCGCGACCACACUCGGAACUGCCUGUUUUCAGAGCGCCUCCUGGUGGACACUGCCCUCGUCAUGCAGCUAGGGAAAUCUGACGCUGCAUGUGCGAACGUAACCCUUGAGGAUCAGUGUGAGCCGGAGAAGCGGUGUAAUGUGAAGAAAGCUGUUUCUUGUGUACAUGAUCUGAAAGACCUGCUAGUUGAAGACGAUACUGAAUCCUUCACGGACACUGAUGUCCUUUGUAGGCAAGUCAUUGACACAAAGACCUGUGUGUACAAGCACAUGAAGGAGUGUGGGGAAUUAGAACAACUGUCAGUAGAUAAGGAACUUGGCUUGGUUUUGGAGCUUGUGUCUGAUCAGUGUGAUGACACAAUUGACCAGUGUCCAGCCCUGCUGACUGGUUUAGUGGACCAGAUUCUCUUGCUGGAUUUGAAGCCUGGAAGCAAAGAGAAAGAAAAUAGCAAGGAGAAAGGACCCAGCAAGGAGAAAGGACCCAGCAAAGAGAAAGGACCCAGCAAGGAGAAAGGUCCUAGCAAAGAGAAAGGACCUAGCAAGGAGAAGGGACCCAGCAAGGAGAAAGGACCUAGCAAGGAGAAGGGACCCAGCAAGGAGAAAGGACCUAGCAAAGAAAAAGGACCCAGCAAGGAGAAAGGACCUAGCAAAGAAAAAGGUCCUAGCAAAGAGAAAGGACCCAGAAAAAGGUCCUAG
This is a messenger RNA of Liolophura sinensis, 6064 nucleotides long. RefSeq lists its product as uncharacterized. Gene Ontology annotation, cellular component: extracellular region. Bases 878 to 6064 code for a protein of 1728 amino acids. The transcript is spliced from 23 exons. Lineage: Eukaryota; Metazoa; Mollusca; Polyplacophora; Chitonida; Chitonidae. The record is from RefSeq and is a predicted model, not a curated record. Gene Ontology annotation, molecular function: peptidase inhibitor activity.